Messenger RNA from Rattus rattus (black rat), 2821 nucleotides. It is a transcript of the gene Znf786, whose product is annotated as zinc finger protein 786. Bases 138 to 2345 code for a protein of 735 amino acids. The transcript is spliced from 3 exons. NCBI's taxonomy places the organism in Eukaryota, Metazoa, Chordata, Mammalia, Rodentia, Muridae. The record is from RefSeq and is a predicted model, not a curated record.
CUGUAGCAAUCACGACUGUAUCUGUAUGAUGUCUUUCACUUCAGUUACCGCUAACUUUUGAAGAUGUAGCCAUUUAUUUCUCUGAGCAAGAGUGGCAGCACCUAGAGACAUGGCAGAAGGAACUUUACAAGCAAGUCAUGAGAACCAAUUACGAGACUCUCAUCUCUCUAGAUAAUGGACUGCCCAAACCAGAACUAAUAUCCUGGAUGGAACUUGGGAGAGAGAACUUCGGCAGCUGGGGAGAAAGACAGAAAGUUGUAGAUGAUGUGUGUGUUCAUCGAGUCACUGAGGAACAGUUACCCGAGAGUAGCCAGCAAGCUGUGAAGUCAAGAGAAAUCACAUGCCAUUUCCCAUUUCCCAUACAUCCUCUGGAGAGUCACCAUUCCUUAGAACUUGCUUUAGGAGAAAGGGAAGAUGUUUCCCUCAGACCUGAUCAAGGCAUCAGUCUUGUAAACGCACAAACCCAGCAUGGUGAGGCUUUGGUUUCAGUGCAGAGCUCCACUGAGGCUGCCCAAAGAAAAGUGCUCUCAAGUCACAAAACUCUGGUUCUCCCUGGCUUGCAGAAAGUUUCCUCUUGGCAGAGUACCCAGCACUCUUGUUCGGUCUGUGGGGAAAACUCUUGGGAGAAGAAUCACUUAGUGAAGCAACAAAAGGGCCACUCCAAGAGCCUGUCAUGUAGGGUCUGGAAGAAGUUCAGCAGACAGGCUGAUGCUAAACAGCAGCGGGACGUCUCAUGUCCUGAAUGUGGGAAGAGCUUCUGCCUGAAGCAGUCCUUGGUGAGACAUCUAGAUAUCCAUCUAAGGAAGAGACCACCCCAGUGCCCUAAGUGCAAAAUGUGCUUCCAUCAUGAGCAGCUCCUUUGUAGCCACCACCCCAAGCAAGUCUCUUCUCAGCACCCCAAAUGUGACACGAGCUUCCCAAUAGAUAGCAAUGUUCACCCGUGCGAGCAGGUUCAAGAAAGGCCAGCCUUCUGGAAAGAAGACACCAGUGUGCCUUCAAGACAGAAGCCAGGCCCCAGUCUAGACUCUGAGGACUGCUGCCACACUGGUAGCAAGCUGAAGUACCUGCAGUGUGACUGCAUCCUAGGUGAGGACAGAUCCUGCUCGUGCCCAGAGAGUGGCAGUUGCUUCCUCUCACAGUCUAAGCAGGCAGGUCUCUGCAGGGAACACCCAGGAGAAAAAUCCUUGCAGUGUCCAGAAAGCAACAAGUGCCUCUGCCUGAGAGGCUUACAGAAUGUCCACCAACAUGUGCAGAGUAGAGAAAGACCAUUCUGCUGUAGAAAAUGUAGUCAGGGAUUCACCAGACAUUGCAGACUCACAGAACACACCCGAAUCCUCAGCGGGGAGAAAUCUUUCUGGUGUGCCCAAUGUGGAAAGAACUUUAGCCAAAAGGCACAGCUGCUGAGGCACCAGCGGCUUCACACAGAGGAAAAACCCUUUCAAUGCACACUGUGUGAGCUGCGCUUUCAUUUGAAGAGCAGGUUGAGGGCCCACCAACUACAACAUAGUGGAGCAAGGCCCUUCUCCUGCAGCGAGUGUGGCCGAGCCUUCGCCUAUCAGUGUAAGCUCCGGGAGCAUCUGAGCGUGCACAGUGGAGAAAGGCCCUUUCAGUGUCCUGAGUGCCACAAGAGUUUCCGCCUGAAGGGCAUUCUGAAGGCCCACCAACGCACCCACAGCAAGGAGAGGCCAUUCUCUUGCGGGGAAUGUGGCAAGGGCUUUACAAGACAAUCUAAGCUCACAGAGCACUUCCGUGUCCACAGUGGAGAGAGGCCCUUCCAGUGUCCUGAGUGUGACAGGAGCUUUCGCCUAAAGGGGCAGCUGCUUAGCCAUCAGCGCCUACACACAGGAGAAAGACCCUUCCAGUGUCCAGAGUGUGGCAAGAGCUAUCGUGUGAAGGCCGACAUGAAGAUGCACCAGCUGCUGCACAGCGGACAGAUGCCGUUCUCCUGCCAGUGUGGGAAGGGCUUUGCCAAACAGUCUAAACUCGUGGAACACAUGAGGACACAUACAGGAGAGAAGCCUUUUCAGUGUCCCAAGUGUAACAAGAGCUUCCGAUUGAAGGCUCAGCUGCUCAGCCACCAGGGCCUGCACACAGGCGAGAGACCUUUCCACUGCCCUGAAUGUAAUAAAAACUUCCGGGAAAGGGGUCACAUGCUCAGGCACCAGCGUAUCCACAGGCCUGAGAGGCCCUUUGCCUGCAGUGACUGUGGGAAGGGCUUCAUUUAUAAAUCCAAACUGGCUGAGCACAUCCGAGUACACACAAAAUCCUGUCAGGUUCCAAGUGAGCCUGAAGUUAAGAAAAGGCUUAGCCAACUGUUUGCAAUGAUAGAGGCUGACUGGAGUUGAGGUAGGCAGGGUCAUCAGCUCUACGACCAAAGUUUAAUUGCCAGGGCAGCCUGAAGAAUGGUAGCUAAGCCUAGUGGGAAGCAGGUUUUAGGAACAGGGGCUUUUAAAUUUAUAUUUUGGAUGGGUAGGGCCUUCAGGAUGCCCCCCCCCUUUUUUUUUAAUACCACCAAUUAUAUUUCCUCCUCCUUGGUAAAAAGUGAUAUUUGUUCUUCUUAUUACUUUAGGUGCAUUUCACCCAAAUGCAGUUAGUUCAAGAAGUCCCAUCUUAAGCCAGAAAGAAGUUCCUCCAGUACCACUGUCAAAGUUACAAAGGGGGGGGGGUCUAUUUAAUAUCAGCUCUACACUUUCAUUCUUUCCAGAGUGAAAUACACUGAAUUUUAUUUCUCUUGUGAUAUGCUUUUGAGUUUGCUAUUGAUUCAUUUAUUUUGAAACUGGUAAGAUGAAUUCUCUGAAUUUUAUGUGACUGUUGAAAUUUC